This is a messenger RNA of Fragaria vesca subsp. vesca, 1213 nucleotides long. RefSeq names its product germin-like protein 5-1-like. Gene Ontology annotation, cellular component: cell wall; plasmodesma. Gene Ontology annotation, biological process: regulation of root development; plasmodesmata-mediated intercellular transport. Lineage: Eukaryota; Viridiplantae; Streptophyta; Magnoliopsida; Rosales; Rosaceae. Gene Ontology annotation, molecular function: manganese ion binding. The transcript has 2 exons. The coding region runs from base 245 to 898 and encodes 217 amino acids. The record is from RefSeq and is a predicted model, not a curated record.
AAGGCAAAGUGAUCGAUGACUUAGCUUUUGGUCUAAGCUCUACAAACAAUGGCAAGCUCCAUGCUUUACUUCUCAACAGCACGACCUUAACAUCCAAAACAUUGAUUCAGUCGUCACUAUAUUUGCCAUCGACGUUCAACUACCCUACCCUUCACUAUAAAUACUCAACCUUGCCCAUCACUUCCUACUCAUUCCUACCUUUUCCCACAUUCCCAAGUUUCUCUCUUUGAAAUCUAACACAACCAUGGCGGCUAUGUUGGCACUGUUAGUGAUGACUUUCGCCAUCGUCUUCGGCAACUCAGCUGCUGAUCCAGACAUGCUUCAAGAUAUCUGCGUCGCCGACUUCGCUUCUGCGGCGAAAAUGAAUGGUUUCGCUUGCAAGGACGCGGCAAAUGCAACAGCGGAGGACUUCUUCUUUGCCGGAAUAGCCAAGCCAGGACUCACCAACAACACCUUCGGCUCUUUGGUGACUUUAGCCAAUGUGCAGAAGAUCCCAGGUCUUAACACCCUCGGCGUGUCGAUGGCUAGAAUUGACUAUGCUCCCGGAGGCAUCAACCCACCUCACACUCACCCACGCGCCACCGAGAUAGUCUUCGUGCUUGAAGGUUCGUUGGAUGUUGGGUUCGUUACCACAGCAAACAAGCUCAUUUCAAAGACCAUUGCCAAAGGUGAAGUGUUUGUGUUUCCAAAGGGGUUGAUUCACUUCCAGAAGAACAAUGGCAAGGUCCCUGCUGCCGUGAUCGCCGCGUUCAACUCUCAGCUGCAGGGUACCGCCAACAUUGCCCUUACAUUGUUCGCCGCCUCGCCGCCGGUGGAGGAUGAUGUGUUGACCAGUACUUUCCAGGUUGGUACUAAAGAGAUUAAGAAGAUCAAGGCCAAGUUUGCACCCAAGGCCUAGAAAUUUUCAGUCUUAGCUUGAUUGAGUGUGGGAAUUGUAUUAUGUUUUAGUUAACCAUUGUGUUUCUUUUUUUUCUUUUGUUUCAUUCUGUGUUUCUUUCUGUUCCUUCAAAAUAAGUCUUCUUGUAUGGUGGUUGAUACAUACUUGAUAACAAGUAGUUAAUAACACAUUCAAGUCUGGAGGAGUAGUUGUCUUCCUAAUCUGAAAUGAUUUAAUAACUAGCUUCUUGGUGAAGUUUGUUACACUUUCUAACCAGAGAUUCACCAACCUUGGUGGAACUUUCAUUGCUAUUGAUGUUCUUCAACAAUGGAAAAG